UGUCACAGACAUAUCUGCUUACAUUAGGUCCAUCAUCAAUCUUCCACGGUUCUUUCCAUCUUCCAUUUCUUUGUCCAGACCACUACUUGCAUUAUCGCCCCAGUCUGCCACUGCUGCUGGCAGCUGCAACAAGCCUGUAAUUCCAUCUCAUCGGGCGCCAUUUCCCCUGGCUGGGUGAGGAUAUCAGCCACAAACCACAAGCCGCGCGUGUGUGCAAGCUCGGGUCUCGUAUUGUCUAGCUUCUCUUCUCUCCAGCCUUCUCUCGCAGUUUCUCUCGCUCGACAAAUUCCAUUCUCGACAACCACAACAACAGCACCAGCAGCAGCAACAUACUCCACCUCCCCGACAGGAUCUCCUCUCUCCACCCUCCACUGCCCACGGCUCCACCGUCCCGCCCGUCGCACAGAGCCGAGCAUGCUUGCGCUUCUCCUGCUGGUGUGAGUUUCGGCUUUCUCGCGGCCACCGACAGCUGGAGCCCAGACAGAACCCUCCCCCCCGUCCCGCCUCCGAUCGCCAGUGCUGUGGGCAGGCAUGGCAUCUCCAAGCACGAGCACCUCCGCCUCCGGCUCGUCUCCCGGCGCCCUACCCGGUCUGGCCAAGUUUGGCUGCAUCAACUGUCGGGAGCAGCAUCUGAAAUGUGAUCGAGUAACACCCACAUGUGGCCGCUGCCAAACUUCAGGCCGGGCCUGUCGUCCAACCGGCCUCAAGAUCCGUGUCAACACCGAGAAUGGCAAGUUUAAAUUCACAAGGAAACAGAAGUGGGUCAGGUUUCCAAAACGAUAUGUUUGGAUCGAUGAGACCACGACAGUCGGGCAUGAUCAGUCCAGCCCGGAAAGCGGCGCUGAAGAUUUUGAUACCGACUUGUUGAACUAUGCUGCCUCGCCAGAGCUUACCUCGCCAGGAGGAGCGACAGCCCCGCCAUCUGCUACCCUCUCCCAGGAAUCCUCAGUCCCGCCCGAGUCUAGACACUCUCCCAGUGAUCUUGCCAUUGUCACCAGAUUCGCUGUAGACGGGCACCAGUCUGCUGUAGAAGAACAGCCGUUUGCGGUCCAACCCUCUCUUCUCGGCGUUGAGGAGCCUUCCAAAUGGCCGCUACCACAGGGUACCGAAGGCCAUCUCAUCCGUCACUUUGUUGAAAACCUGGCCCUCUGGCUCGACCUGUGCGAUCCAAACCAAUCAUUCCAGAUUGAAGUGCCCCGUAGGGCGGCAAAGUCUUCCAUCUUGCGAGACGCCAUGUUGGCGUUAUCUGCCCGGCAUCAAGCCAAUACCUGUCGAUCCUAUUACGAGGAGCAGGCUCAGGUCUAUGCUUUCCGGUGCAUUGAAAACAUCAACAAGAUCAGCAAGUGCGGGGGUCUCGCGGUGCUGGUCAACCGCGAGCCCAGGUUGGCUGAGAACUGCUUCGCUGCAGCCAUCAUUCUAAGAGUCAUGGAGGAAAUGCAAGAGUCCCAAACUCUCGUGAUGGACGAAAAAGAUGUCAAAAGCCACGUGCAUCUCACGGGCAUUCGCGGGUAUACAAACAGCUAUGUCUCCCGUCACAAGGGCCUCGCCCCGGGAACAUUGGCCGCCGCGUCGUUUUGGGUGGGUUUGCGGCAGGAUAUAUACUAUGCUGUCAUGAAAAAGGCCACGGUAAAGCUCAGCCUGGUCUCCGCGCUGCCCAGCAAAGAUCCAUACGAGGAUAUUGAAGACGACUACUACUGGGCCAACAGGGCUGUAGUGCACUGCGCCAACGUUUUGAACUUUUGCCAUGGUGACCAGGCGAACCGCACGUCUGAGCGGUGGGAGCUGCUCGUCCAAGAAAAUGAACAUUGGGCGGCCCGAAUGGGGAGGGGAGACAGCAACAAGCUGGCCAUGCUGAGGGAGGAAUCUGACUUUUGGGUGCCCUACGUCAAAGAAAACGACAAUACCAAGCCCUUUCCAGAGAUUUGGUAUCUGAGAAGCUGCCAAGUUAUCGGGAUGCAACACUUUCUUCUCGCCUCAGCCUUUCUGUUCUAUAACAAGCCAAGGCAUGGGAUGGCCUCGAUGGAUGAGGCCCAAGCGCUGACGAAUCACGUUCAGGCACUGGUGCGAGAAAUUUGUGGCAUUGGGCUCGGAAACAAGAGCAUAGCUCCAAGCAUGUUCACUGCCUGCAUGGCAAUUGCAGCCUUCGGUCACCUGUUCAGCAGGCUCCAGGACCAGACUGCCAUGCUGGCUAUUCUCGAACAGACCGAGAAAGACCAUGCUCGUCCCACGUUGGAGGUCCAGCAACAGAUGAAGAAAGCCUGGCGCUGGCGAUAA
This is a messenger RNA of Podospora bellae-mahoneyi, 2274 nucleotides long. RefSeq lists its product as uncharacterized. Gene Ontology annotation, cellular component: nucleus. The transcript is spliced from 10 exons. Lineage: Eukaryota; Fungi; Ascomycota; Sordariomycetes; Sordariales; Podosporaceae. Bases 532 to 2274 code for a protein of 580 amino acids. The record is from RefSeq and is a predicted model, not a curated record. Gene Ontology annotation, molecular function: transcription cis-regulatory region binding; DNA-binding transcription factor activity, RNA polymerase II-specific; zinc ion binding. Gene Ontology annotation, biological process: positive regulation of transcription by RNA polymerase II.